Bathycoccus prasinos is the source of this 1767-nucleotide messenger RNA. RefSeq lists its product with no specific name. Lineage: Eukaryota; Viridiplantae; Chlorophyta; Mamiellophyceae; Mamiellales; Bathycoccaceae. The transcript has a single exon. The record is from RefSeq and is a predicted model, not a curated record. The coding region runs from base 1 to 1767 and encodes 588 amino acids.
AUGAGGAAAGAAAAGAAGGAGGAAAAGACGAAUACUCCGAAACUUUCCUACGCGAAAGGGUUAUCGCACGCGGUGUUGAAAUACUUAGAAAAGGAAGAGACGAAGGCGUUCAUGGAGAAAAUCGAGAAGAACGAGGAAGAGGAGGAGGAAGAGGAGGAGGAGGAUGAGAAGAGUAUCGUCGUCGCGCCCCGCGUGGAGGAUGUUCCGAAAGACUUUGAACGGAAAGAGAAGGAGAAGAAGACGAAGGAGGAAGAGAAGGAGGAGGUUUUGGGAGUUGGAACGCCGUCUUUGAAUUCCGAUGGGAGCGGAGAGAAGAAGAAAAAGACGAUGAAAAGGAAGGAGAAGAAGACAGAGACGCCAAAAAUGUCGUCGUCGCCCUCGAAGGAGACGGCGGAGGAGGCCGGGAACUCGAGCAGAUUCCGUUCAGCGUUUGAUUUGAUUCAAUUACAAAUAAUCGAUCCCGCGGAGGAGCUUUUACGAACGGGAGGAAAGAAGGAAAAUGACGACGGUGAUGUGCGCGAUUCGCCUCGAGAAUCUUCUCAAAGGCGAGACGUUUUGUCCGCGGAUGGAAGCGCUCGCGGGACGCCCGUAACAAAAAGUUUUGUUGAAGCAGGCACGACGCCAAUGAAACAGCAAAGAGAGCGACAAGAACAACAAACGCUCGUGCGAAUGGAUAAAGGAAUAAACACUGAGCCGGGACCGCAGCGAGGCGGUAAAAAAAUAAUGUUGAAAGCGAUGCCGAGAGAAAUCAGGAGGAGCCAGUCGUUUACGAAAAGAAAGCAACAAGUAAGACCGGAAGUCGAAAUCGUCGAAAAACACGAAGCACUGCUCCAAGUGAUCGAAGCGACAGAAACGGGACAAAAAACAACGACGACAGGUACUGAAAUCAGACCACCAAUAAGGUCCGAUUCGUUCAAGAAGAGGCGACGAGAGAGCAUCAAAAAUCAGCUGCUACAGUCCGCUAAAGCGUCGAUGGCUGAAAAUAUGCGCUCGAUGAGCCAACCAGAUUUGGUACAGUAUCAACGACGAGAAUGCGAAGAAAAGCAGCCUCAAAUGCGUACAUCGUUGAGUUUUGAAGACUUUCUCGAAAAUGCAUUAAUCGGUACCACCGACGUCACCGGCGGGAGUGGAAACGACAACAACAACGCAAACAACCCGCAUUCUCCGCGAAGCGAAUCUUUCAAAAAUAUUGCGAGCUUUUGGAAGCAGUGCGAAGGAGAAGAAGGAAGAAACGAGGGAGACAGCGGCGAGAAGAUGGAUAUUACCACGAAUGCUCAGUCGCCGCACCAACCGCACGGGCGACAAAAAUUCUGCGACUGCAAAGAGUGCGUCGCCGCUUUGAUGGAACACGCGGCAAAAGUCGGGCGCUACGUCGUCGCGCAAGAAGAUGAAGAGAAACGGCAAAGAGCGAAAGAGCAGCGGCAGAAAAAAACAGCGAACCGGCAACAAACAACAGCAGAGGCAGUAGUAGCGACAAAUAUCACGAGCGCGAUGACGACGAGCGCGACGACGACAUCGACGCCGCCCUUACAUCCAAACUUCCAGAUGCCGCCUCCUUUACUCUUAGCCUCCGCGGGCAUAACCGGUGGAACCUUCGAUAUCGCCGCAAACCCUCUCCUGACGACGAAGACAACAAAAACAUCCUCCCUUUCUCCCACAUUGUACAUCCACAAUACCAACAAGUGCGCCCUUUCGCCCGGCGCGCUCCUCGUCGACUCGUUCGUCAUGUCCCCUCUCUUGGACCAACUGGAUGAUUUAAAACAAUAA